Molecule: messenger RNA, 894 nt
Organism: Plasmodium malariae
Lineage: Eukaryota; Apicomplexa; Aconoidasida; Haemosporida; Plasmodiidae
Product: Plasmodium exported protein, unknown function
Exons: 2
Coding region: 1-894 (297 amino acids)
Source: RefSeq, a predicted model, not a curated record
AUGAAAAUUUUCAUUUUACUUAGAACUGCAGUAUUUAUACUUUAUAUAUAUAUAUAUUAUUAUUUGAAUAGCAAGUUUUUCUUUGAUAAAUAUUUGGAUUAUAAGAAUUGUGCAGAUAGUAUAUCAGUUUCAAGAACUUAUAGAUUAUUUUCAGAACAUAAGAAUAAAAAAGAAAAUUUAAAAUCUAAAAAAGAGAAAUCAGAAAAAGCAGAUAAUAAUAAAGGAAAUGAUAAUGCUAAAUUGAUAAAUAAUGAAAAUUCAAAAACAAAAGACAAAAAAUCAGACAAAAAAAAAAUAGAUGCACGAACUAAUCAUUUUGCAUUAAUAGAUAAUUUUUUGGAAAAUCGUGUAAAUGCAGCAAUAACUAGUCUACAUAAAUUUAAAACAUGUUCUGAUCCUACUUUGAAAUCGGGUUUAAAAGUUGAAGUAUUAAGGAAUUACAUGAUAAUAUUUGGUGGACCAAUAGCAUUUAUGGUGGUAACAAUUAUAGAUGGUGUUAUUGAAUACGUUUUUAAUAAAUUUCUUGGAAUUUCAUUGGUGUCUGGUAUAUUAUGCAUUUUAAAGGCUCUCUAUGUGUUCAUAAAGUUCAGAAAAUGUUCAAAACAGUUAGAAGCACAAAGAAAGGUAAUCAUGGAAAAUCCUAAAAUGUGGGAAGAGGAGCAAAAAAGGCAGAAGGAGGAGGAGGAAAAAAGGCGGAAAUUGAAGGAGUUGAUAUGUCAGAAGAAGAGAGAGAGACAAAUAUGGAAGGACGAGAUGAAAAAAAGAAAGAAGAAGGAGAAGCAGAAAUGGCUGAAAGAGAUGAAAAAAAAAAUUAAGAAGAAGGAUUGGAAAAAAUUUUUAGUGCCUAGUUAUUUAUUAUAUACAAUUCUCUCCAAAAAAAUAUUUUACAUGUAA